GCCAUUUUGGAAAACGAAUCGUUCACAGCACAACCGUCUUGAACACAGGAACUAUGCCGCGGGGCCGGCCUCGCAAACUGAACCUGGAUAGAAAGGACGAAAUAGGUUUCAGUGAUGGAUCGCAGGAAAAAAAGUGCAACAUUUGCUCCCAGAUUUUCACCAAAGAGAGCAAGAUACAGAAGCAUCUUCGGGAGCAUGAGCUCAACGAUAAGCCUCAUCGCUGUGGCCAGUGCCCGCAGACGUUUAAUGUGGAGUUCAACCUCACACUGCACAGGUCGACACACAACACAUCUGACUUCACCUGCCCUGUUUGCAAUAAGAAGUUCUCCCGCAUUGCAGGCCUCAAAUCCCACAUCAUGCUGCACAAGAAGGAAGAGAACCUCAUCUGCUCAGAGUGCGGAGAUGAGUUCGUCCUUCAGAGCCAGCUCUCUCUUCAUAUGGAGGAGCACCGGAAGGAGCUUUCAGCCAUUAAGGUGUACACCUGCAAAACCUGCGGCAAGGAGUUCGAGACGUUUGUGGAGUUAAGGGAGCACACAAAGAGUCACGUCAAGAUGAGGGCGCUGUCCUCCAGUUCCAGAAACUACAAGAAAAACAUAGAUCGCAGUGGGUUCACAAAUAGCUGCCACCACUGUGGAAAGGCCUUCAAAAAGCCCAGUCAGCUUGUCAGACACAUACGAAUACACACAGGUGAAAGACCCUAUAAGUGCACACAUUGCAACAAGGCUUUCAACCAGAAGGUGGUGCUGCAGACUCACAUGGUGAAACACACAGGAGAGAAACCUCACCUCUGCAUGUUCUGCCCAGCGUCUUUCUCCCAGAAGGGCAACCUGCACUCUCAUGUUCAGAGGGUUCAUUCUGAGACCAAAGGUGGUGUACCUUUAUUCCCCUGCAUGGACUGCAGCUGUGUAUUCAAGAAGCUGGGGAGCCUGAAUGCCCACAUCAGCAAGAUGCACAUCUCUGUGAUUGAGGUGCCCUCCAGCACUUCGGAGACUGAGACAACAGGUCAGAACGCAGUGGGGUCGGAAGGUGGUGAGGGGGUGACAGAUGUCAUCCAGCAGCUCUUGGAGCUGUCUGAGCAGGUCAGUGGGGAGACGGCUCAGCCUCAGCCUCAGCUUACUGAGCCAACUAUUGCCAUGGAAACUGCAAUCAACCAGGACAUCCUGCAGCAAGCUUUGGAGAACAGCGGUUUGAGCGUUGUCCAACCACAGAGUGAUGCCCCAUCUGGAGAGUCUCAGAAUCAGAGCACAGAGGGCAUUGCUUCAGAGAGCAAAAAAGGGGAGUUCCCAGACAAAUCACUAAGGGAGAAGAGGAGCAUUUUUAAAAAGCCUAUACAAAUGCCAGGCUCAAUCCGGGAAGAGGACGGUGUUCGCUGGCAUGGCUGCCCUUACUGCUCCAAGGAGUUCAAGAAGCCCAGCGACCUCGUCCGCCACAUUCGCAUCCACACCCACGAGAAACCUUUCAAGUGCAAACAGUGUUUCAGAGCUUUUGCAGUGAAGAGUACCCUCACAGCACACAUGAAGACACACACAGGCAUCAAGGCCUUCGAGUGUCAGUGCUGUCUGAAGCGCUUCUCCACUUCAGGCAGCAUGAAAGUGCACAUGCGGCUGCACACAGGUGUGCGCCCUUUCCCCUGCCCUCACUGUGAAAAGAUCUUUCGCACAUCAGGUCACAGGAAAACGCACAUUGCGUCGCACUUCAAGAGCUUGCAGCAGAAAAAGAACAGAUUUCAACGGAAAACCAACAAAGCCAAAGCCUCCAAGAACAUCCUACCUCUGCCGGACAUCCCCUUGCAGGAACCCAUUCUCAUCACGGAUUAUGGCCUCGUCCCCUCUCAGAAUCCCCGCCUUGGUUUUCAGCAGUUCCUGGAUGUGGUGGGCAAUGAAAGGCCGUACAAGUGCCAGUACUGCAGCAAGGCCUAUAAGAAGUCAAGCCAUCUAAAACAGCAUGUCAGAUCUCAUACAGGAGAAAGGCCAUACAAGUGUAUUCAGUGCAGUCGUGGUUUCGCAUCCUCUGGCGUCCUUAAAGCUCAUAUCCGAACCCAUUCGGGCCUAAAGGCAUACAAGUGUCUUGUUUGUGACACAACGUUCACCACCAGUGGCAGCCUGCGGCGCCACAUGACUACUCACAGCGAACUUCGACCUUACAUGUGCCCCUACUGCCAGAAGACCUUUAAGUCAUCACCCAACUGCAGGAAGCACAUGAAGACGCACAGAUAUGAACUGGCCCAGCAACUGCAACCACAGUCAGGAGAGGACCCCCUGGGAACAGGCACUGUCAUCCAUGAUAUGCCAGUGGAAAUGGAGGCGGAGUCUCUCCAACAGGCUGCCACAACAACAACAACAGUGCAGCAAGGCAUGUUGGGACUAAGCCAAGCAGAGGUUGUGAAUGGAGGCCAGCAAGUAACACUUGAGCCCCCCUUGACUGACCAGACAUUAGUUCAAGGUGAAGCAGACUCGUACGUGACCACACAACAUGCUUUGCCUCAGAAUAUCAGUCAGUUUGAGACACCAGCACUACCUCAGCCUACCUUUGACCAACAAAGUCUAACACAAGGGUUCACCAUAUCUGAGUCGAGCUACAACCAGCCCCAGUUCUCCGCUGUCCAGCAGCUGCAGGAUUCCAGCACCCUGGAGUCUCAGGCUCUUUCCUCUAGCUAUCACCCUCCAAACCUACUUCACGUUCCCAGCUCAGAGGUUACAAACGGACUUCUUCAGGAGAGCAGUGAAAAUGAUCUCCAGCUGCCCACAGAAGCACCAGACUACCAUGAAGAUGGUGAAGAUAGCACAAAGAGAGCCUACAGAUGUAACUGGUGCUCCAAAGCUUUCAAAAAGUCGAGCCAUCUGAAGCAGCACAUCCGAUCCCACACUGGGGAGAAACCGUACACAUGUCCUCUCUGCGGACGAGGUUUUGUUUCAGCAGGAGUGCUGAAGUCCCAUCUCAACACACACACAGGAGUGAAGCCCUAUAAGUGUGAUGUUUGUGACGCCUCUUUCACCACUAAUGGAAGCCUCAGUCGCCACACGUUCAUCCACAGCAAGUCAUUCAAAUGCACCAUGUGUAGUGAGUCCUUCCGUACCAGUCUGUUUUGUAAAAGGCAUAUGAAGAAGGAGCACGGUGUGGAGGAGAAAGUUAUAGGUCUUGAAUGUCACGAUGGGGAAGAUGAUGACGAGGAUGGAGAACAAAAAGCAUCCAAGAGGAGGAGUUUGGAAAUCAUCACUUUCACUGAGGAGCAGGCAGCCGAGCUGGCGAAAGAUCCCGGAGAGGAGGCCUCUGUGUCGGAGCGGAUCCUCGCCCAGUCGGCAGCUGAGAGGGAUCGUAUCAGCGAGAUCAAAGACAAAGCUGUGGAGCUGGAAACGGAGCCCAAGUUUGCCAACUGCUGCAGUUACUGCCCCAAGAGCUUCAAGAAGCCCAGCGACCUCGUCAGGCACAUCAGGAUCCACACAGGUGAAAGACCUUACAAGUGUGAUGAAUGCGGGAAGAGUUUUACAGUGAAAUCAACCCUGGACUGCCAUGUGAAAACACAUACAGGUCAGAAACUGUUCAGCUGUCAUAUGUGCAACACCUCCUUCUCCACUAAGGGCAGCCUGAAGGUGCACAUGCGCCUCCACACCGGCUCCAAGCCCUUCAAAUGUCCCUUCUGUGAACUUCGCUUCAGAACCUCAGGCCACCGUAAAACCCACAUCCAGUGUCACUUUCGUCCAAACAGUGACAGUCGCAAAUCCAAGCGCUCCUCUACCUCUACCAGUCAUUCUAGACAUGGUCAGAAUUCUGGAACUGGGCAGACCAUGGCCUCCAGUCACGGCCAGCAGCCAGCAGCAUCGGAGCCACUUCAACCUGUGGGUCUACUACAGACCACCAACUCUGACCCCAACAUUUACCUCCCAGCCAAUCCGGUUUUGACUGGGCAGUUUGACCAGAACUUGCUGCAACCGGGCCUUGUAAGUCAGGCCAUCCUGCCAGCCUCUAUGUCAGCUGCAGGAGACCUCACUGUGUCUCUCCCAGAUGGCCUGACAACAUUGGAUGGCAUCCAUCUCCAGCUGACCCCGGCCAGCCUGGUGUGUCCCAACGUGCAGAUCUCUGGCAUCGAUGCGAACAACAUCACACUACAGAUCGACCAUGCCCUCUUCCAGCAGACCUUACAACAGGGCGGCCUGCUCUCUCAGCCCCUGAGCGGUGACACCAGCCUGGUUUCCCACUCUGGCAGCCAGCUCAUGUCAUCAACAGACCCAUCAGUGGCUGCAAACGUUGUCAUCCACCCUCUGACCAGCCUGGCCAUGCAGCCGUCUACCAUCUCCUCGCCGCACGUCUCUAUAGCUGGACUGCCUGAGCAGGAUGUUACAGGCUCCCAGGACCUAAACCAGGUCAUGAGCAAUGCUGGGCUGGUGGCAGGAAGUAACAGCAGCCAAGAGAUUACUCUGACCAUCAACAACUCCAGCCUUUCACAGGCUAUAGCUCAGGUCCAGGCUCAGGCCUCAGCAGCCGGUUCCAGCACUGCGCCAGGAAACACUCAGGAGAUCACACUCACCAUCUCAGGUCAAGAUCUGCUCCCCCCGCAUAACAGUUCCAACGGUGCAGAGAUGAACGGCAGCAUCAGGCUGGCAUCACCACUGACUAGCCAGCCUGCCAACGCAACCAUGACCAUCACCAAUGACCACCUUCUACCUCACGGCCCAGCCAACACUGGGAUGGCAGUAACCAGUCUGGAACCCAGCACCACUUUGUCUCAUACUGCUGUAUCCAAGAGCUUAGUGAUGUCACCAGGAGGUGUGGCCAGUGAUGGUAGCGUCACCCUAACCCUCACAGACACUCAGGGCAUGCUGGACGGUGUCACCCUAAAUCUCAGCGCACAGGGUCAGACUUUUCCUGCAGUACUAAACGAGUCUGGCAUACCGGGACAAUCGGCCAACUCAGGCCAGCAGGUCUUACUGGUCAGCCACCAUUCCCAGUCCACGAAUGGAGCAUCUGACAAUGGAUAUUUUACUCCUGCUGAUGGGGAUAAAGGUGGGAAAGACUCGCAGCUGGACAUUGAUAACAGGAACCAGUGUUUUUACUGCAAUCAGCCGUGCGAGAACGCCAAUGCGCUGCGACGGCACUGCAAACAAGCUCAUGGAAAGGACCGCUGCCAUGUCUGCAGCUUCUGCAGAAAGGCUUUCAAGCGAGCUACACACCUCAAGGAACACGAACGAGUGCAUCAGCCGGGCCCUUCACCCAGCUCCCAGAAACCCAGAGUUUUCAACUGUUCCUCUUGUGCAAAGGCGUUUGCUAAGCGCAGCCAGCUGGAGAGACACAACCGAACACACACAGGCGAGCGGCCCUUUAAGUGCACCCAGUGCGACAAGGCCUUCAACCAGAAGAGUGCUAUGCAGGUCCACAUGGUCAAACAUACGGGAAAGAAGCCCUUUAAGUGUGAGGUGUGCAGCAUCAGUUUCACCCAGAAGAGCAACAUGAAACACCACAUGAAGAGAUCCCACGGCUAUGAUCAAAUACAAGAAGUGUCCCUGCGCCAGGAAGAGCCGCCGCCUCAGGUCGAGGUAACCCCUGAACUUGACCUGGAAGUGGUUCCUGAAUCCACUGGAGACUGGCACAAUGUGUUCCCCUGACACUCCACCAGGACUGCAGAGUGUCAUGGACUCAUGAAGUUUUGCAGCUAAGCAGCGAAAGUUUUCUGAGCAAAUAGUUAAAGAUUUCUGACUUUUUAAAAUAGUUCCAAUUAGAAGCGAGGCUUCAUCUGCCAGCCAGCAGUUUUAUCACAAUUAGCAGUGAAGUACAGGGAGUGUGCCUCUCCGCUUCUAAGAAGUGUUUAAUGACUUUUAUCUAUUUGACUACCCUCCAGCCUCCAGAGAGGCGUGGCUCAAUCAGCCCAAGCUUCCCAGAGAGAGAGGCUCUCAGCAGAUGGAAGUCCCUCUGCUGCUGACCCUUGACAGGAACAGCCCCACAGAGAAGCAGUCUGGUCUCUUCAUUGCUGCUUACAGGACUGGUUACCACUACUUCAUAAAAUAUUUGUCAGUUUUGAUGACAUAUUUAUACUGUAAAUAUUCCACCUGGAAGUGAGACGUCAUUUUCAGCCUGAUUGUAAAAGUUGAAGGACACUGAUUCGGAUUCAGUGACUGAAUGAAGAUGUCAUUGUUGUGUUUGCUUUUGUAUCAUUUGGAAUGACAUCAGCAGCUUAUUUACUGUUGUUAAUUUUGUAAAUAUUUUAGUUAGAAGGCAAAUAUUUUGUGAAAAACACUGGACAUAGAUUGUUUGGAUAAAUGUAAUUUUAGCUAAAUAUUAUAAUUUUCUGUGAGUUUAUUGCUUAACCUUUUUGUUGUUGCAGUAAAAAAAAGCAUAACAAAUCAAACAGGAAUACAAACCAGUUUUUAAAAAUCUGUUAUAGGGUUCUUAGUUCCUUGUGAAGGUGUAAGUUAUUGUACUGAGUCAGUACAGACCAAACCUAUGGGAAGGAGGCCACAGGACAAAUACAGUGUGAAAAACAAGCCAGAACCUGCAGGUAAUCCUUUACAAAAACUAUUGUCAUCUUGUCAAUCAAUCUUCAUUGAUUUGUCUGACUGUAGACAAACAAAAUAGGGGUUUGGUUAGCAUUUUCAACGCUGAACUAAUCAAAUUCAGGCAUUAAUUAAAGUUCAUCGUCUAUACCCACUUAUGCAUGCAGGGUCAUGUGGGGGGCUGGUGCCUAUAACUCCAGCGGUCAUUGGACAAGAGGUGGGUUUUACUUUGGAAACGUUAGUUUA
This is a messenger RNA of Girardinichthys multiradiatus, 6731 nucleotides long. RefSeq names its product zinc finger protein 236-like. Gene Ontology annotation, cellular component: nucleus. Gene Ontology annotation, molecular function: DNA-binding transcription factor activity, RNA polymerase II-specific; RNA polymerase II cis-regulatory region sequence-specific DNA binding. The coding region runs from base 54 to 5600 and encodes 1848 amino acids. The transcript has 32 exons. Gene Ontology annotation, biological process: regulation of transcription by RNA polymerase II. NCBI's taxonomy places the organism in Eukaryota, Metazoa, Chordata, Actinopteri, Cyprinodontiformes, Goodeidae. The record is from RefSeq and is a predicted model, not a curated record.